AUGUCUUUCUCCGACUUCUCCAAGGUUGAAACCCUUAAAUCCUUAAACGAAUUCUUAGCUGAUAAGUCUUAUGUUGAUGGUACCUCUGCUACCCAAGCUGAUGUUGCUGUCUACAAGGCUUUCCAAAAGCAAUACCCACAAUUUGCCAGAUGGUUCAACCACAUUGCUUCUUUCACUGAAGAAUUCGACACUUUACCAGCCGGUACUGCUCCAGCCGCUGCCGCUGCUGCUGAAGAAGAUGACGAAGAUGUCGAUUUAUUCGGUUCUGAUGAUGAAGAAGUUGAUGAAGAAGCUGAAAAAUUAAAACAACAAAGAUUAGCUGAAUAUGCUGCUAAGAAGGCUGCUAAGGGUCCAAAGCCAGCUGCUAAAUCUAUUGUUACUUUAGAUGUUAAGCCAUGGGAUGAUGAAACUGAUUUAGAAGAAUUAUUAGCCAAUGUUAAAGCUGUUCAAAUGGAAGGUUUAACUUGGGGUGCUCAUCAAUGGAUUCCAGUUGGUUUCGGAAUCAAGAAAUUACAAAUCAACUUGGUUGUUGAAGAUGCUUUAGUUUCUUUGGAUGAAUUACAAGCUGCUAUUGAAGAAGAUGAAGAUCAUGUUCAAUCUACUGAUAUUGCUGCUAUGCAAAAAUUAUAA
Messenger RNA from Hemisphaericaspora subhashii, 630 nucleotides. It is a transcript of the gene EFB1, whose product is annotated as translation elongation factor 1 subunit beta. Gene Ontology annotation, biological process: translational elongation. The transcript is spliced from 2 exons. The coding region runs from base 1 to 630 and encodes 209 amino acids. The record is from RefSeq and is a predicted model, not a curated record. NCBI's taxonomy places the organism in Eukaryota, Fungi, Ascomycota, Pichiomycetes, Serinales, Debaryomycetaceae. Gene Ontology annotation, cellular component: cytosol; eukaryotic translation elongation factor 1 complex. Gene Ontology annotation, molecular function: guanyl-nucleotide exchange factor activity; translation elongation factor activity.